Messenger RNA from Ostertagia ostertagi, 417 nucleotides. The record is from the annotation of a GenBank genome assembly. NCBI's taxonomy places the organism in Eukaryota, Metazoa, Nematoda, Chromadorea, Rhabditida, Trichostrongylidae.
AUGGAGCUAGUUGCACACCGGUUGAUUGAUGAUUUUAGUAAACACUACUGGGUCCAUGUGUAUGCCUUCAAUUACUAUGAGAGCCCAAUUGUCAACCUUACCAAAUGGCGGCUUAAAGUGAGGAGAGCAACCGAAAUCUGGCUGAGGACUCCUUCUCAAUAUCAGCCUCUUCUCUAUCCAAACUCACAAUUCAUGGGCUGUGCAGCUAAACUCGAGAAAAAGCCUGACAAGAUGUAUUUCAAAUUACUGUGCGCAAUGGACCAGAUGAGAAACGUGUGGGAUCCUCUCUUCCCAAAACCAACCGGGAGACCGUGCAAGAAUGACGGAGAUUGCAGACCGCUUGGCCGCAAUUUGAGAUGCGAGGCCAAAUUGGGUCUCUGUUUUGCCCCAUUUGAUUCAAACUAUUGGAUUGCCUGA